AUGUGCUCCUUCCGUCUGCUCCUCGCCGCCGCCGCCACGUGCGCCCUGAUCCCGUCGUCGUUCGGGCAAACGUGUACACCCCUCGCGUCAUCUGGACCCUGCAUCACCGGCACCCUGGGAGGCGCGUGCGAUAUCGGUACCGGCACCUGCGUGAACAGCGAUGCCGGGCUUAUCUGCUGCCCGCCCGGUUCCGUCAUCGCCGCCACGUCCAGCUCAUCUACGAGUACCACCACGACGCCGGCCUGUGUUGACAAAGUGAACUCCCGCACCGGUGUCUCUGAUUGCCCUGCCCGUGUUGCCGCCGGAUACUGCACUAGGAAGUACUACAAGACGCUGAUGAAGCAGCAGUGCCGUCUGUCGUGCGGCUACUGCACCUCCACCUCCAGCUCAUCCAACUCUACCUGCGCUGACCUCACCAACCCUUCCACCGGGGUGUCCGACUGCACGAGGCUGUCCUACCUCUGCUCCGUCUCGGCCUACUCGAGCGUGAUGGCCGUUCAGUGCCGCAGCACCUGCGGCUACUGC
This is a messenger RNA of Mesorhabditis spiculigera, 525 nucleotides long. The record is from the annotation of a GenBank genome assembly. Lineage: Eukaryota; Metazoa; Nematoda; Chromadorea; Rhabditida; Rhabditidae.